Achroia grisella is the source of this 1140-nucleotide messenger RNA. RefSeq lists its product as uncharacterized. The transcript is spliced from 2 exons. Lineage: Eukaryota; Metazoa; Arthropoda; Insecta; Lepidoptera; Pyralidae. The annotation marks the transcript as partial. The record is from RefSeq and is a predicted model, not a curated record.
CGUGCCCGCGCGCUGCGCGUCACGUGCCGGCCGCCGCCGCGCGCGCGCCGCCCGCCCCCGUGCCCCGCGCCGUGCCCCGCGCCGCCGCUCACGUGCCCCGGCAGUGAAAAACAAACUGACGAGUCGUGCAUCAAAUCGGAUCGCAUAACAGACAACCGCGUCCGAGGAUGCGGCGAGGACCGCGACCGCGUCGCCCGCCGCCUCGCCGCCGCGGAGCUGGCGCGACGCCGGCGCUACGAGCGGGAGGCCGCCGCGGACGCAGCGCCCCGCCCCGCCCCGCGCCCCGCCCGCCGCCCGCGCCCCGCCACCGACGGCCGCCGGUACGCCGUGCUGCCUCCCUCCACUCCUCGCAGCGCCGCGAGCGACCGACGUGUCGAACUCGUUCCAGACGGAGAAUGCCAAAUACGAAACGAGACCCAUCUGGACCCUUGCGCACAUCGCCCACGAAUACUACUCGAAAUAGAACGUUCUAAACCAUCGCCCGAGUCGACCGCGCAAACCUCUAAAGGAUCUACGCCUUCCACGACGCCUCCGAGGAGGCUGGCUUCUCGUAUUAUGGACGGUCUGAAACGUACCACCUCCGGGACGGGUCGUCCCGAGCGUCGUCGAUCCAAAAAUAGGAACCGAACCAGCGACGACGCCGAGUGGUGUGAGAAUUUGCCGAAACCGGUGACGGUGCCGCCGCCCUGCCGCGAACCGACGCUACUCGAACGUCUGCGUAGUCGUGGUUCCCCUCGCUGCAACGAAAAAUCUUCACCCAGAGGUAAACGAUGCCUUCACACCUCCCGUGAUUUAAAAGAAGACCAUCCGACACCACUCCUCGACCGUAAUUCUAAAGGUUCUGACAUAAGUGCCGUAGCUUCUCGAUUAAAAUCAGAUUUUGACCGACUAAAUACUAUGCUGAGUACUAGAAAUCGGUUGAAAGAAACGGAACGGAGACGAUCAGUACAUGGAGAGGAAUGUAAACUGUUAAAUGAGUCUUCCCGAAUAUCAGCAGCUGGUCGGUUAGACGUGCCGAUACCACCGGGAGCGAGCAAUGUAUGCAUUGAUGUGGCGCUUCAGAACGUAUGCUCAGCUCCAAUCGUGAGGUCUAAAUCACAGAACGAAAAGACACAAAACACUGGCGCAAAAUUGCGAUAA